This is a messenger RNA of Saccostrea cuccullata (small rock oyster), 2244 nucleotides long. RefSeq lists its product as uncharacterized. Gene Ontology annotation, molecular function: 3'-5'-RNA exonuclease activity. The record is from RefSeq and is a predicted model, not a curated record. Bases 1 to 2244 code for a protein of 747 amino acids. The transcript has a single exon. NCBI's taxonomy places the organism in Eukaryota, Metazoa, Mollusca, Bivalvia, Ostreida, Ostreidae.
AUGAACCAGAAACUUAAAAGAAAAUCUGAGAAAGUUGUACAUUUACAAGAAAAGGUAAAUGAAUUUGAAAAAAAAGAAACUGAAAAGAAAUAUAGUAGAGUUGAAAAGGGUGUGCAGUGCAACGUUUUAAAGUCAUAUAUUGAAGACUUGAAAAAAGAAAUUGAUGCAUUGAAUGCAGAAAGAGAUGAAAAUGAUGAUAUGAAAGAAUCAUCAGAAUUUGUACAUAUUGAGAAAAAUGUAGAUUUUAGAGAAAAAUCAAAGGGCAGACCUUUCAAUUUUAAGUUAAGAAAGUUAUACUAUUUUUUUAUCAGUAAUAAUAUUGGUGUGCAGCAUAUUUCUCCUGUUGUUGAAGCUGUUUUAAAUAUUUUUGAUAUUCAUGUAAAAAAUUUACCAAGUAAGAGCACAACAGCAGUUUUAUCUAGUGAAAUGGGUGUUUUAUCUAGAAAUCAUGUUAAAGAAGAGCUUUUAAAUAGUAAAAACAUUACAAUGCACAGAGAUGCCACCACUAAAAAGGGAAAACAUUUUUAUGGUUUGCAAUUUAAUACUGGAAAUCAAUUUUUAACUGCUGGAAUCAGAGAAGUGCCAGAUGGCAAGGGUGAAACAUAUGUAAAUAGUACGAAAGAAAUGUUGUCUGAUAUUUCAGAGAAAGAAAGCGAUAAAAAAAGUAUUUUAGAAUCUGUAUCUUGUUUUAUGACUGAUAGAAGUUCCACGGAACAGAAAGUAAAUUUUAUUUUAUCUAGUGAAAUUUCUCACGAUGUUCAUUCUUUUAAAUGUUCAGUGCACCCUCUUUUACAAUUUUCAGAUGUUUGUUUACAAGAGUUUUAUAAUAUUGAAAAAGAAUUAAAUAUUCAUUUUGAUGGACAUUCCAGUACACCUAAAGAUCCUUAUGUCAUGUUUAUUUUAAGAAGUGUUUCAAAAUUUUUUUUUCAAGACGGAGUAGGUGAUCCGAAAUUUAGUCGAGUGUUUUUGAAAAGUCACGGAACAGACAAACUCCCUGUGAUGAAUGUAAGAGGAAAUCGUUUUAAUUUGUGUUUUUAUAAUGCUGCUGGUACAUUUUUUAUGCAUCAACUUCUUUUACAAUAUCUUUUAUCCUCGAGGAGUUCUUUUAAUGUUGUUUUGAAUGCAAUUGUUACAUCAUUGCAAAGCAAAGUAUUUUUAACAAUUUUGAGAGCUCUUGGUUUUAUAUGUAAAUUUAUUACUGAGCCAUACUGGCAGAAAACUUUAGAGUUAUGGAAUAUUACAAGUAUAAACACUGUGUAUCAAAGACUUUUAUAUGUUUUAAAUGUUAUUCAUAAAAACCCUUCAGCAUUAUUAAAAAGGGAAAUCAAACUGUUUGAAGGUCCAGAUUUUUAUGACCCUGUGUCAGAUUUUUUAUGUUCUAUGUCGUUAAAUGAUGACCUUACAUGUGUUUUUAUUAAGAGGUGCAUUAGUGUUUUAAUUGACAAGGCAAAGAAGUUGUUUGCAGAUUUUUUAGAAGGAGGAAAAUAUUUUAAUUCAUGUUCAACAGAAUUUUUUAAAGAAUGUUCAUCAUGUUCGACAAAUAAUAUAACCAUUGAACGGUUAAUGGGUCAGUUAGAUUUUAAACUUAAGUAUGCUGCCACCUCAUCUGUAAAUACAAUUGAGAGUAUUUUAAUGUAUAAUAAUAAUAAAACAAAAAAAUGGUUAGAAAAAAAAAGUGAAAAUGAACAGAGGAACAUUGUAAAUACAGCUAGAAAAGACAGUAGAGCUUUUUUAAUUGAAAGUAAGAGAAGGAAAGAAGAAUUAUUUAACAAACAUUUGCAGACUAUAAAAGAAAAAGAAGAGGAGAACAAGAAGAAGAAAGAAAGAAAAAAUGAUGCCAUCGACAAAGCGUUAGACGAUAUUCACAGACAUGGAUUAUGGGCUUCAGAGACUGAAAUUAAUGAAAAAUUGUGCAUUUUAAAGACAAAGAAGGAAAAAAUGACAGCCUUAAAAACUCAGAUUAAUAUUUAUAAGAAAGUUUUUAAAGUAGAACAAGAAUUUAGACAUUUAUUGUGUUUUAGCAAAAAAGGAAAAGUAUUUGACGAGAAACAAUUGAAAGAAAAUUUGAUUACACUACUGAAAAAAAGAAAGGAAUAUCAAGAAAGUAUUGCAUGUAACACCAACCCGAGGGACUUUGUAUCCAGACAAAUAUUACACACAUGGACAGAUAAUGGAGAGGACAUUGAAUGGGAGGGACAGAUUUUAAGCUACAGCAAUGGGGUGUUUAAAGUAAAGUCAUUUUAA